Linderina pennispora is the source of this 1000-nucleotide messenger RNA. RefSeq lists its product as uncharacterized. NCBI's taxonomy places the organism in Eukaryota, Fungi, Kickxellomycota, Kickxellomycetes, Kickxellales, Kickxellaceae. Bases 28 to 897 code for a protein of 289 amino acids. Gene Ontology annotation, cellular component: mRNA cleavage and polyadenylation specificity factor complex. The record is from RefSeq and is a predicted model, not a curated record. Gene Ontology annotation, biological process: mRNA 3'-end processing. Gene Ontology annotation, molecular function: mRNA binding. The transcript has a single exon.
CCUCACAUCACGCAUCAACCUAUAGACAUGGACUACCGGCGGGAACCACGCGAAAACAACAUAGUAUUUGUAGGCAACGUGCCCUUCGACACAACCGAAGAGCAGCUAAUCGGCAUCCUCCGGCAAGCGGGACCGGUGACCGAAUUCCGGCUCGUCUUCGAUCGUGAAAGCGGCAAACAGCGUGGAUUCGGAUUCUGUGAAUAUGCCGAUAUCCAGAUUGCUGCCAGCGCAGUUAAAAACCUCUCGGGGACACUAGUAGGCGGGCGGCCCAUGAAGCUGGAUUUUGCUGAGCGCGAGGUGAUCCGUCGACACUUCAACACCGACGGGCUGUCGCUUAGCGGCGCACCGGGGUCUGCACAGCUGCCGCCGCCGCCGAAAAAGGUAGAUGUGGAGACGGUGAAUGAGGUCGUAGGGCCGUUGAAUGAGCAGCAGAAGAGCGAGCUGAUUGCGCAGUUCCAGACCUUCGCCAAGCGCAACCUGCAUGUGGCCAGGCGCGAGCUAAUGGAAAAUCCGGCACUGGCUCACGCAUUGUACUGUGCGCUGGGGUCGCUGGACCUGGCGAGCCCGGAGGACUUGAAGCGCGCGGUGCGCGGGGCCGGCAGAUCGGGGUCGACAGGCUCGGUGCCGCGGUACCCGCCGCCGCCCAUGGCCACAAUGCAGCCGGUGCCAGCCCAGUACCCGUCACAACGGCCGCCGCCGCCGCCGCCCAUGCCGGUGGUAGGUGGGGCAGCCCCGAUUUCAUUGCCAAAGCCACAGAUUCCCCAAGCCAGUGCACCCGAGAUUGACAAUGAGCAGGUUAUUAACCAGCUGCUGAGUCUGACGGACGAGCAGCUGGCGCAGCUGCCCGAGGAGCACCGGAUCAAGAUCAUGGAGCUGCGGAGCCAGUUCCAGGCAUAACCAGGGGGCUUUCUAGCACAAGUCACUCAAUUGAUAUUAUACGGCCAUAACAUGCGUCACUACUGGCAUACGUCAAUGGCCUGCUACGAACGAAAAAAUAAAA